Paramuricea clavata is the source of this 18329-nucleotide messenger RNA. Lineage: Eukaryota; Metazoa; Cnidaria; Anthozoa; Malacalcyonacea; Plexauridae. The record is from the annotation of a GenBank genome assembly.
GAUGCCCGUAAAGUGGCUGCUGAUACCACACUAAUGCAGGUAUGAUUUUGUAUUUUCUCAAACACCAAUCAAAUUCAUACAGUCAUUUUAAUCAAGCACUUUCUUGUUCUUGUAAAUAGGUGGCUUCCAAUGUUGAAGCUGUCGGACGAAUUCAGAUGCGCACUCGUAGAACACUUCGUGGCCAUUUAGCAAAAAUCUACGCCUUGCAUUGGGCCACAGACUCCAGGUAAGGAAGGCUAAUGCCUGUACCCCUCAUGCCUGUAUAUUUAAAAUAUUAGUAGUUAGCCUAAAUAUUUUGCAGUUAGCCUUAUGAGUGAAGCGAUGCCUAAUGCUUGCAACAUCCUUUUGGAAUAGCAAUACAGACAGUCGUCCACUUCAAUGUGAUGUGAUAAAUUGUUAAACUAUACUUAUACAAUCUGUCUUGUUAUAGAAACUUAGUUAGUGCUUCCCAAGAUGGUAAACUUAUCGUUUGGGAUUCCUACACAACCAAUAAGGUAAAAAACGUGUUUAGUUUUCACUGGUUUCACCAAAGCAAAUUAUAAUUUUGUGGCCAUGUUUCAUUUAGGUCCAUGCUAUCCCGUUAAGAUCAAGUUGGGUUAUGACUUGUGCAUAUGCCCCGUCAGGCAACUUUGUUGCAUGUGGUAAGUCAGUGCAAAAUGUUGUAGAGGUUUUACAAUAAUAUGUAAUGGAUCUAAUGUCUGGUACAUUUUUGUGUGGAUGCUAAGAUAGAUAGAUAGAUAGAUAAACUUUAUUUAAACAUGCUGACCCCGUCAACUGAAGCUGAUUUCCACGAGGGGCGUGCGAAAAGUAUACAGAAAAGAAUUUCUAUGUUUUCAGUUAGCUAUCAAUCAAGCGAUUUUCUUUCGAAAGGAAGAAAAGGAUUUGCUCUCGCUUAUUUCUUUAGGAAUAAAAUUCCAAAGGUGUGCUCUGUCAUACACAAAACUUAAUUCAUAUUAUUAAUAUGCGGUUGUGGUAAACAAAGAAAAAUAUAUAUUGAUGUGUAACUUUCUUUUUAGGUGGUUUGGAUAAUAUAUGCUCAAUUUACAGUCUAAAAACUAGAGAAGGAAAUGUUAAAGUUAGUCGUGAGCUGCCUGGUCACACUGGUGAGUGGUAGUUGACAUUCAUACCAAAAUAUCAAGUGAAACCGUUCAUGCUAACCAUUCGGGAAUUGAUAUGAAAAGUAGAAAUCUUAUGCGAAAAAUAAUAUGUAUUAUUUCUUUUGGUUAGGUUAUCUUCCGUGUUGUAGGUUUUUAGAUGAUUCACAAAUUAUCACCUGCUCUGGAGAUAUGACAUGGUAUGUGAAUACAGAAAAUUGACUCCUUUUUAGUGCAAAGUUGCUUUGCACUAUUGUUAUGAGAAAAAUUCAAUCCAGUGACUGAUCAACGGAUAGAUUGAUCAAUCUAUUGAUAGAGUAAACAAUCUGGGGGGAGCUUGCAAAUUAUUUUUAUUGGGUUUUUUGGAGCUUCGUGCGACAUUCGGCCAACUAAUCGUUCAUAGCUGUUUGUAGAUUAUAAAAAUCUAUAUUUAUAUUCAUGAUGGUACAUGUUCAUACUUAUUUUAUCCAAUAUUUAGAGAAGUUAUUAUAUGAUUGGCUCCUCCGCAACAUAAACACACACGAAUAAAUACACAUGCUCUCAUAUAAUAUAAUUUUACAAUAGCGGACAUGAACGAGCGGUGACUAUUGAGCGGCAGUGUUCGGUGGUGUGAAAUUGUGUAGACUAGAGUGUAUUACAACUGAGGUUGAUAGUAUUGUAGCACAGUGGUUUAUCUGUCAAAGAUAUGGAGCGAUGUAUACAUGAAUAAGUGCCAGUGGAUAGUUUUGAUAUAAAAAUUAAAAUUAUAAGUCAGCAGCUGAUUUAUAUCAACUAGCUUAUUCUUGUAAUAUUGCCAUAGAGCUAGGUUUACAUAGCCCAAUAAAUAGUAAAUAAUAAUAAAAUUUAAAUUUUGCUCCGGAGGCAUUACAUGCCGAGAUUGACCUGGUAAAUAGCGGCGAUACUGGUGAGAGCCAGUGGCACUGUGGCAGUGAACUAUAUAAUAAAUGUUUGUAAUGAUCUAGUGUCUGUAGUGAAGUAUAUUAUUUUUAGCUUCAGUAAUCUAUAGUCCGUAAUGUCAGUUUGUAUUGUUUCCGAGACGUUUUAUAUAAAUCAGUCAUUCCAAGCUUUUGUCAAACUAUUGGUAUUUCUCACUUAUGGCAUUUUAUUGAUAAACUGUAAAAUAUUAUAUUUAAUGAGAAAUAUUUAGAUGUCGGCCAUGGUUCUGAUCACAUAGACAGCAAUUUCUGUAGCAGGUGGCCAGCACGCAUCGACUUGAACCCGUCCUGUUUUCUCAUUGGCUUUCUAAAUUUGGAAAUGAUUUUGAAUGUCGGGUGACAACAAUUUCUUGCAAGUUGUUUAUUUUUGUUUCAUUUCAAUUUUCGAAGGCAGUUUGUUUUGUACUAAAUGUACAACGGAAAAUGGGUAGAAAAAAAUUGAAUUGAAAGCAAAGAAAAAAGAUCUGGAUUAAAACACCAUUCAAGGAAUUAAGCCAUGGAAAAUUAUCCACGCGAAAACAACAAAGUCAUGGCUUGUAAUAUAUAUUAAUUAACUGAUAGAUGCAUCAAUCUUAUAAUGAAAAGGUUCAAAUGUUCAGACGUCUUGACAAACAAUAGCAGUUUACGAUUCCUCAAUACUCGGCCUCGGGGAUUAUUGAAUGCGCAGGAAAUUUCAUGUCUUUGUAAUUUUCUAAUAAAGUAAAUUAUACAUUUUUGUCUGAUUUAAAGAAACAUUUCCACUGUUAUUGUAGUGACCUUUAAUAGUAUGCCAUGGAGCUAUUUCAUACAUUAUGCAAAUCAAAAGAAUUAAGUCUUAACAUUUGUCAAAUCAACUUUGCACUAUCCUUGGGAUCUCUGAGUUGCUUAUAAUUUACUAAAAAAAAAUGGCAAAAAGCUACGUGAAAAAUACAAGCAGAACUUAAACGUUUGCGAAGCCCAUUGUGUGUAGGUAUUCUUAACUUUUGUUAAAAUGCUUGUGUCUCUUUGUUUUUAGUUGUUUGUGGGACAUUGACACUGGCCAACAAACCACCACAUUCCAUGGUCACACUGGUGAUGUGAUGUUCCUGUCUCUAGCUCCUGAUGGACGUUCAUUUGUGUCGGGUGCAUGCGAUGCUUCCGCAAAGGUAUGUCUUCCUAUUGGUUGAACUGUUAGUUAUUAAAAGACAUAAUUAAAUCCUUUAUGUUUUGUAUUUUUAGAUCUGGGACAUACGUGAUGGUAUGUGCAAACAAACGUUUACGGGACAUGAAUCGGAUAUCAAUGCUGUAGCGGUGAGUAGUGUGGGACUGUGGGUUUCCCUUGGCUUGAUAUGUUAAAAUAUCAAAUUGCAUUGCUAAAUGCCUUGUAUUCAUUAAAUGUCUACUUUGUAAUGUUUAGUAUUUCCCGAAUGGCAAUGCAUUUGCAACUGGCUCAGAUGAUGCCACUUGUCGUUUGUUUGAUAUCAGAGCAGAUCAGGUAUGAAUCUACUAUGAAUCUAUUUCAUUUUUGUUCUCACUGAAUUGAAAUUGUAGUAAUUAUACAGUAAUUUUGUCAAUAAAAUAGAUAGUUCUACAGCUUAACUGUUAUGAUAUGCUCUUGAAUUUAGAAACUUAGCAUUUGGAAUUUUUGCGCAUCUCACUUGAUAGAAUUAACACUUCAACUAUCUACAUCAGACCCCAUAGUUGACAUACAGUACUGUUGGAUAUAAGUAAUAAUAGUCUUUCUCUUUUAAAUUUCAGGAAGUAAUCGUUUACUCGCAUGAUAAUAUCAUUUGCGGUAUCACAUCAGUAGCCUUUUCAAAGAGCGGCCGCUUACUCCUUGCGGGUUAUGAUGACUUCAACUGUAAUGUAUGGGAUACAUUGAAGGGUGAGCGUGCUGGCGUUCUAGCCGGCCACGACAAUCGUGUUAGCAACUUGGGUAUCACUGAAGAUGGAAUGGCUGUAUGUACAGGUAGCUGGGACAGUUUCCUCAAGAUCUGGAAUUAAACACAUAGGGCUGCGAGGCUGAACUUUUGAGACUCCGCAUAUGAGUAUAUACAUUUAUUUUGUAAAAUGUACAUCAAAAAAACACUGAUCUUAUACCGCCUUAAAUGCAUUUUGGUAGUCAGUACAUGGUGGUUAUGAUAAAGACAGCACAGCGAAAGGUGACAGGUCAAUGUACAUGAUAUUUAAAGAAAUUUAUAGGGUAGGCAAUUUGUGUAAAAUGAAUGUUUGGAACCGAUUUGUGAGUUGCACUGCCACAUAGUUUACCUUGCGUGUAAAUGUUGUACUGCUGUUUGUAUUUGACCUCGUAGAACAGCCUUCCGCAGUAUACGUUUAAUCCAACCCCUUGAGUUUCUUGGCACUAUGGAGUUCAAUUAUUGCUGAGAUUUUUAAUUAUAAAAACUGUUAAUAUUCUGUGAUAAGAAUUAAUUUAGCAUGGUUAAUUGUCAAGGCUAUUGCUGAUAUCAUCAGCACCUCAUAUUAUUUAAAAAUAUUUUAUAACCCCAUUUGAAAUUAUCUCAAGUAUGCUGUCCAUAAUUGUAACCUUUGCUGUAAUGACUCGCCUGAAAUGACUUGCCUCGAAAAAUCUGGGUGUGGCGGGUUCUCGUAAUAAUGAUAGUGGUGCGUAGCUAAUUGUUGUAAAAAUCCUGGGGCGUCCUCUACAUGUCAACAACAGCACUUUAAGAAACAUUGUAUUAGUAAUAGAAUUUCAUUGAUAAUUAAUGUGAAAGAAUUAGUUUAAGGUAGAGAAUGGUGUGAUUUAUUGGUUAAAAUGGUCACUCUGAGCUAUUGAAAUAGCUUUGGUACUGUAGUUGUGCUAUCAUAUUGGAGAUACCCAAUCUUAGUAAAUCUAUCAGUAGUAAAUAGCUUUGGUAGUUGUGCUAUCAUAUUGGAGAUACCCAAUUUUAAAGUUGAAAACAUCAGCUGAUUGCAGUUUAUGUUAAUUUCUAUACUUGAUAAGAUCUUAUCACUUCGGUGUAAUAGACUGACAAGGGCUCUUCCGAGUCGUCACUUGAGUAUAAUAGACUGACAAGGUCUACUGUUAUAAAACUGGUUAUAAAACAGGGCUUUGGGCCUAAAUUGAUGUACCAAUAAAGCACACCAUUAACUGAAUUAUGUGUUUGUAUUUUGUUGCAUGAAAAUUAAAUAAGCGUAUGGCCGCAACAACAAAAAUAACACUUCAGAAUGCAAACACGUUAAUUGGUAGUAGUUAUGUAGGUUAGGAAAUUAUCAAAAAUAUGCUGUUAUUUGAAUAUAAAUGAAAAAAGAUAAUACUUAAAAUAAUUUUGUGUGUUCUUUUAUUGUUUAAGACCAAGUACUUUUAUUAAUCCUUAGUCAUUUUGGUAAUAAUGAUACAUAAUACAGUAUAUGCAAGAACUUGUGGUUAAGUGUCCACUGGAUUCUGUAUCUCGAUUAGAGCGCUGGGAACCGCUAGGGCAAGAGAAUGACCAGAGGCUUGUUUUAGUUCAUAGAGUCGAAGCAGGCCUGCGUAGCGUUCAUAGAUACCUAGCCUGCAUGGCAGGCGGUUUUUAGGGACCGCUGGCGCGCCUAAUACACGCCAGGUACACGCUCCGGCAGGGCGCUGUUUUUCCGGAAAGUUCGAAUCAUCAUCUUGGCCACACGUCAAUCGUUAUCGUGAUUGACACGUUUUGCUUUACUACUAAAUGAAAUCUUUUAGUAAACAUUUUAGAGAUUGUAAUCCUUCAGUAUUCUUUGGUAAAAAUUCGUGUUUGAUUGCAUCUUGUGUAAUAGAGAUGCUAGCAGCGAUUAAAGAAACUCUCUCGCGUACAAAACUCGCUAAUUUCAAACAUUGAAUAACAAAUUAGUGGGAUUUUUAGACUAUAACCUACUUGCCUUGUCAAGCCAUGAUGACACUAUCGUUUUUGACGAAAUCCGGUUUAUCUGCAUUAAGUUAAUACUUUAAUAUUCAAACUGCUAAUAUAUUGAUCAACCUCGUGGUGUGUUUAUUGUUACCACAGAUUUUUAUCAAACUUGGAUGACGGCAAAAUGAAUUUGGUACUAAAAUUUUAGUAAAUUUCUCGAUUACUAAAUCGAUGAUGAUGUGUUCGCAACAGGCUUGUAGCAAGCUUGUCAAGAAGUUGUAACAAUGCUGUUAUUUUAUCAAGUUGCUACAAGGUUGCCACUCACAACUUGUUGACAAAACAAAUUGAAUUGCUCUGUUCAGCUUAACAACAACCUUGUAACAAGUUGUCAAUAAGCUGGGAACAAGCAGUGCGAACACAUCCUGUUGACAAGUUGUUGGAACAGCAUUGCUACAAGUCUGCUGAGAGAGAGUGGGCACUGCCUGCCGAGAUUAAUUGUCUCGGGAAUUUUUUUCCUGUCCACGAGUUGUCAACAAAUCUGUUCACAAGCUGUCGACAAGUUGUGUUCGCACUACUUGUUCUCAGUUGUAAUAAGUUGGGAACAAACUGUUAACAACCUGUAACAAGCUUGAUGGCAUAUCAGAAGUGUUACAAGGUUGUUCUAACAAGUCUAAUACAGUCUUGCUAUAACAAGGAUGUCACAAGGUUAACGACACAAGGUUGUAUUAAAACAAUAUUGUUAUAUCAUGACUGUAUCGGACUUGUUGGAACAACCUUGCGACAAGUCUGAUAGUAUCAACAAGGUUGUUACAAGUUGCUAACAGCUUGUGACAACUUGUAGGACAAGUAGUGCGAACACGUACAACUUGUUGACUGCUUGGCUUGUUGGCAGAUUUGCUACACACAUAAAAAAGUUUGUCGACAAGCCGUCAACAAGUUGUCUUCGCACUGCUUGUCACAAGUUGUCAACAAGUUUGGAACAAGCUGUUAACAAUUUGUAACAACCUUUAUCAGGCUUGUUACAAGUUUGUUCCAACAAGUCCGAUACAGUCGUGAUAUAGCAGUUUGUUACAACCUUGUGUCGUCAACUUUGUUAACACUCUUGUUUAUCAUGACUGUAUCAGACUUGUUAGAACAACCUUGUGACAAGUCUGAUAAUGUCAUCAAGCUUGUUACAACUGGGAACAAGCAGUGCGAAGACAACUUGUUGACAGCUUGUGAACAGAUUUGUAACAACUUGUUUGCAGACCUGUAACAACUUGUGCGUUUUUACGUGUGUUUUGUUCGCACUGCUGUUCCCAGUUGUUGUAACAAGUUUGGAACAAGCUGUUAACAACUUGUGGCAAGCUUGAUUGCAUUAUCAGACUUGUUACAGGGUUCUAACAAGUACGCACAGUCAUGAUAUAACAAGAAUGUUACAAAUUUGACGACACAACGUUGUAACAAUGUUGCUAUAUCAUGACUGUAUCGGACUUGUUAGAACAGCCUUGUAACAAGUCUGAUAAUAUCAGCAAGGUUGUUACAAGAUGUUAACAGCUUGUUCCAAACUUGUUGACAAGUGCGAACACAACUUUUGUUGACGGCUUGUUAGCAGACUUGCUACAAGAUGUGUGAGAUUUUUGCCUGUGUACAAGAUGUGGGAUUUUUAGGCGUGCAAGCGAAUCAUCCCGACUCCAUAAGACACACAUAGACUUGUAGCAAUGCUGUUCCAACAACUUGUCAACAGGAUGUGUUCGCACUGCUUGUUUCAUGGCCAGCUUGUUGGCAAGUUGUCAACGACUUGUUGAUAACUUGCUACAAGGUUGUUGAGCUCAACAGACUUGUUACAAGUUGUUCCAACAACUUCUUAUCGUCCUGCAAUUCAACAAUUUGUCAAUAAGUUGUGAGUGACAACCUUGUAGCAACUUGAUAAAAUAACAGCAUUGUUACGACUUGUUGACAAGCUUGCUACAAGCCUGUUGCGAAUAUAUCUCUUUGACAAGUUGUGACUUGUGAGAUUUCACUGACAACAAGUCUGAUAAUAUCAACAAGCUGUUAACAACUUGUAACAACCUUGUUGAUAUUAUCAGACUUGUUGCAAGAUUGUUCUAACAAGUCUGAUACAGUCAUGAUUUAGCAAUAUUGUUACAACCUUGUGUCGUCAACAUUCGCCUUGUGUCGUAUUUAAUACAUUAAAACAUUCUUGUUAUAUCAUGACUGUAUCAGACUUGUUAGAACAACCUUGUAAGGAGUCUGAUAAUGCCAUCUAGUUUGUUACAAGUUGUCAACAACUUGUUCCAAUCUUGUUCCAACAACUGGGAACAAGCAGUGCGAACACAACUUGUCGACAGCUUGUGAACAGAUUUGUAACAACUUGUGCGUGUGGAGAGUGAAGUCAAGACCAUGCGUGUAUCAUGUGUAUAAAAAAUCAGCUACGCUCCAGUGAUUCUGCAAAAGGUCUAUGAAGUUUUUCCGAGUGUAUUUGGCAAGAAUUGGCGUUUGAGUUAAAACGAGGGGUGCAAAUAUGCAAUCAUGACAUGAUAGAAAAGACAUUGCAACAUAAAACGUGAGAGAGCAAGUGAACAAUAACUUGCAAUAUUUCUGUACAAGGAAAACAGUGUCUUUUAAUAAAGAGUGGGAGUUGCAUCAUAGAGCACUCAUCUGAUGACAAAAACCGAGUUAUUCAUGUGAUAUAUAUUGCACCAUGGCCAUGAUGGAUCAUCAUGACGUAAUUUGCAAAGGUAUUUGGGUAUUAUAUAACAAAUUAAGUAAAGAAGCAACAGCCACUAUCAUGAAACGUGAAUCUCUUGUGGUGUACAUUUGCAUAUAUAAAGAAUAUAAAACAAAGCGCUAAAAUUAAACCGAUUAAAAUGGCAAGAAGUGAGAACGAGCUGGAAAUAUCGCCCAUUAUCAGCGAGUUUGAAAGCAACACUGUUGUCAAUAUGGCGUCUGAUUCCAAUCCUAUCACCCUGACAUUCAACAAUUUACGAGUAUUUAUUGACGACAGAAAGAUUCUUGAUAAUGUUAGCGGGUCUGUGAAGCCAGGAGAAGUUUUGGCUGUGAUGGGGCCAAGCGGUAAGUAUAUAAAGAAUAGAUAAUUGGUAUUUCUUUAUCCAACAAAGCUGUUGUCUUAUGGUACCAGACCGUAGAGUAGAAAGGUCGGCCAAGAAUGGGAAAAUACGGCAAAGUAAAACGAACGCGGCUUGAUUAUUUAAAACAAAGCCCUACAGCGUAGGUUUAUAAAACUGUUAAGUGUAGAAAUGAGCUUAUGGUGGGCUUGUAUUUGGUGUUUCAACACAUAGAAUAAUACAUAAAGGCUACUACGCAUAACGAGAUGGAUGCCUUGGGCUAUUAAGUUAGUAUAAAAUAAGUUUGGUGUCAGUAACCUGAGCUAGCACUUUCUCCACAUAUUUUGAUCCUAGAAUUAACAGUACGUCUAGGAAGUCUAGACUGCCGUGCUAAUAUAUGAGCACAUUAGUGUAAUAAUAGUCUUAAGAACCCUAAACUAAAUAUCAUUAAAAUUAUCUCAUUCUUUGUGACUUGAAAAUGUAUUUAGUUUCAUAAUUGUGUUUCAAUCUCUGUUAUAUCAAUCAAGCAAUCACAAAAUGCAUUCGUAUAGGUUCACAGGAAAAAAUUGAAUGUAAAAAUACCCUGGUUCCAGAGGCUCUUUGCGAGGUGAAAUUAACAAGAGGCGAGAAGGAAGAGCCUCUGGUCAAAUCGGUUGCAAAUCCCACAUCGAGGCAUUGGGGGGUAUUCAAUACCGUAAUACCGCAAGCAAAUUUUGUCAAUUACUGCAGUUUUUAGUCCAAAAUUGCAAAUACUGUGUACCGCAAGAUUUCCAAUAUCGUAGUACCGCAAUUUUUCAAGGAAAAUACCAAAAUACUGUAAGAAGAAUAAGCUAAUACCGCCAUACCGUAAAUCCCAAUGUCCCCCCCUCCACAUCCACACUUGAUUUGGCUCAGAAUUUGAAUCUCAUGUGAUUGGCCGUUUGUAAAAAUAUGUCAAACCGGUUUGGGACAUAAACAUUACUGUAAGCUAAUGGAAAAUUUAUUUCCUUGGUGGUGACCUAAACAGGAUAUCAAUUUUUUACAACAAAGACAAGGCCAUUAAACUGCAAGGGCACAUGUUACAUUUUAUUUAUCCAAACAGCAGGUUAUUUAUUCACACACAUCAUGAUGCCUUUUAUGCUCGUAGCCACACAGCUUCAUGUAACCUUUGUUCCAUUCUAUGCUUACAUUAAAGUAGCUGAAUCUCUUCCCCCUGCUUGCUGAAGCUCAUCAUUCUAAACCCUGAUUGUAGGUUCUGGUAAGACAACCUUACUUAACUUUCUCGCUGGACGCAGAGUUGGUGAUUCAAAAUCCGGGGAGGUUUUGCUAAAUGGUCGUCAUGUGAAUAAAAAACUCAAGAGAAAAAUAUGUUACGUUUUACAAGAAGAUCUUUUCUUUGAUAACUUGACAUUGAGAGAGACGUUGACUGUAAGUGGUUGCAUUUUAAUUAUCUAUGACAUCACUGUUGAGAUGUUGCACAGGGCAAAACUUUCCUAGCCCCCCCCCUCCCCCCUCCCCGAGGAGGAUGGGGUCUGGAACUCCCCUUUUUUAAAAAUUAUUUUAAAACUUGAGGAGAAACUGGGGGGGGGGCUAACCUCUUAAUGUUUUGAUCUAUGACAUAAAAUAUACUAAAUCUGUACUGCCUUUUGGGCGUGACCAUGCCCCUGGAUGAACAAUUAAAUCCCCCCCCCCCCAACUCAUUUGGAGCUGGCUAUGCCCCUGAUGUCUUUACGAUUAUUACGAAUGUUACAUGCUCAUUUUUUUGCAUUUUUUAUUUUACUUUUCAGUAUUCAGCGCUACUAAGAUUGCCAGAUAAAAUGCCGAAAGCAGAGAAGUUAAAAAAGGUGCAAUAUUUCAUCUAUUAUGUAAUAGUUAAGAGUUAUUUUGUUCUUUCAUUAAUUAUGGCUUAUGAUCCAAAGUCAAUAAAAUCUGAAUUUAUCCUUGAUAGGUUGAAGAAAUUAUUGAAAUUUUGGAUUUGAAAAAGUGUGCUGAUACCAGUAAGAAUUCAUUUCAACUUUGGUUAUUAUAAAUUAGAUUAUAAUAAUUGCAAAACAAUAAUUGAUUUGUUGGUAGCAAUUUUGUGAUGAUUUGAACCUUUUUAAUUUCUUCAUUUCUUUUCAGAAAUGGGCAACUCGCUUAAAAGAGGUCUCUCUGGAGGUAAAGUUCUGUGUUAACUUAAUCCAACCCUAAUCACUAUGAUGUCAUUAUGGAAAUUAACCACAAUUCAAUGUUGUUAACACUCUAUGUCCACUGGGGCCUAUCUGUCUGUUUGUUUGCCUGUCUAUUUGUCAGAUCUCCAUCCUUUUUCAAAUCAAAUGCCAAAACUCCGUUUUCAAAUGCCAAAACUCCGUUUUCAAAUGCCAGAACUCCGUUUUCAAAUGCCAGAACUCCGUUUUCAAAUGCCAGAACUCCCUUUUCAAAUGCCAAACUCCCUUUUCAAGUACCAAACUCCGUUUUCAAAUGCCAGAACUCCGUUUUCAAAAGCCAUAACUCCGUUUUCAAAUGCCAAAACUCCGUUUUCAAAUGCCAGAGAAAGCCACAAUUACUGCAUUUUCAAACGCCAGAACUGCAUCCACUUGUCUGUUUGACUGUCUGUUUCUUUGCCUGUCUCUGUUCACCUAUCUGUCUGUUUGUUUGUUUGUUUGACUGUCUAUGUCCACCUAUCUGUCUGUUUGUUUGCCUACCUGUUUGUAUUUCCACCUAUCUGUCUGUUUGUUUGACUGUGGUGUCUGUUUAUUUGCCUGACUAUUUGUCAGAUCUCCGUUUUCAAAAGCCAGAACUCCUUUUCCAAAUGCCAAAACUCUGUUUUCAAAUGCCAGAACUCCCUUUUCAAAUGACAAAACUCCGUUUUCAAAUGCCAGAACUCCCUUUUUAAAAGCCAGAACUCAGUUUUCAAAUACCAGAACUCCCUCUCCCUUUUCAAAUGGUAGAACUACCUUUUCGGCUUGAUAUAUGAAAAUUUUCGACCAAUUAGGUGUGAGCAAAUUAGUGGACACUCAAUUUUGACAAUAUGAAACAUAACUCAAAAACAUUUCUUCGGUGCCUUGUCCCCAGUUGCAAUUUGCAAGCUUGGACCACGCAGGGCUAACUGAAAAUGUUUUUGCCUACCUGCAAAAAAACCCUAAAUAUACAGGCAUGUAUAUUUAUGAGGUUAAUGAGGUUUUGGAAAUUAAGUGUUUCCAUAUUUUUUUUUACUUUUUAUUUGUAUCUCAGAAGAACAUUUAGAACUAGACUAAGCUUUGCUUUUAUUUUUCUAUCAGGUGAAAAGAAAAGGGCAAAUAUUGGCUGUGAACUAAUCACGAAUCCCUCGCUCCUAUUUCUUGAUGUAAGAGAAGUAGAUUAUCAAGACUUUAUCCAUUCUAGCUGCUAUUCAAUGGCUAAACUGUCAAACGUUUUGGUUAUAGCUUACAACAUGAAAGUAAUAAAAUAAUUGAAAAUGAGGAUAAUGUCCCCCAGUCUUUUUGCUGAGAUAAAUAUUCCUGUUAGAAUAUUCAAAAACCUAGAAUCCUGCUUUCUUUCCAGCUCUGAACUUAAUCGUUGACAAAAUAUAUCUCAAAUGCGUGGUGCUGACAACUCUAUUAUCAUAGUUUUCAUUGAUAGUGAGCUGUCUUCGUUAUUGAUAUUGCUUCCUAAAAGGAUUGAAAAACGUCAGCGAUCUAGUCUCUUUAUUAAAUUAAUGUAGUGAGUCACAUUGCGCCCUGAUGCGCCCUACUUUAUUAUUUUACUCUGUCUAACGCCAUAUGAUUUUACUCGUCAAGGGGAGAGUGCUGGCGCUUAAUGGGUUAAUGUCUGGAGGGUUCCAUUGUGGAUAAUUUUUAGUAAUAGUUUAAAGUUGUCUUCGUUCUUGAUUUCACUACAGUACCUUCUACGUAAUCUUGUAGUUUUUUUAAUAUCAAACUAAACGUUGUUGUCUCAAUUCUCCUCAAUCCUUUCCUUCUAUAGGAACCAACAUCAGGUCUUGAUUCAAGCAAUGCAUAUAAUCUUGUCAAAACGUUGGAAGCUUUUGCUGAAGAUGAAGCAAAGACAAUCGUAAUGACCAUUCACCAACCUUCAAGCCAGAUCUUUCAUUUGUUUGAUAAAUUAUUGUUACUGGUAAAUGGCAAGGUAAGUUCAUGAGAAUAAAAAUCUAAAAGGCCAAUUUCCACUCUCAAGGAAAUUUUCCGCAGAAAGAAAAUUUUGUAAAAUGUGAUUUACCGACACAAAUUUUCCGUGGGGAAAAAAUUUUGAAGUUAAAAUUUUCAACUUUUAACAAUGAUAUUUUCGGAAAACUUUCUGUCCUUGGAACCUAACCUAAAAGUGAGGAAUUUUGUUUGCAUCUAGGUUGCAUAUUAUGGUAAUUCCUCAGAUGUUCUGAACUUCUUUGAAAGAAUUGGCUUUCCUUGCGAGGAGCAUUAUAAUCCUGCUGACUAUAUAUGUAAGUUUAGAAAAUCAUUCUUUCUGAUGGCGACUUUGAAAAUAAUGUGGUCAUAUAGUCUCUCCGAAUCGUCUUGUUUAAAUCAUAUAUUGAAUUCUUAAGUUGAUCUUUUUUCUUCGAAAUUUUACAUUCGUUUUUUUUUCUUCUUUAUUCACGUAGUGGAAGUUCUGUCAAGAGGUGCUGAAGUAGAAGAAAAAAUUGUGUCUGCUUGCCAAGAAUGGUAAGUUAUGAGUCAGUGUAUGUCUUUAUGAUUUGAUUACAAUAAGCUAAACCAUAGUCAUAUAUAGGGGUGCACCGGAUUUCAAAUCCGGCCGGAUUUAACGAAUUUUCCGGCAUCCGGCUUCCGGCCGGAUUUGGAGAAAAUCCGGCCGGAUUUAAAUUUCUGUUUUCACCUUAACAAGUUCACCAAGAAUGGGAUAAACCAUCAAUUUGGCAGCUUUAAAGUUUAAAAAAAACACUUAUAUUAUUAUAAAAUAUUAAGUUAUUAACAAAAUGAUGUUUAAAAAGAUGUUUAAAUGAUGUUUAAGUUCUGAGCGUUACGAGAAAACGUCAUCCUCUUGUUGCUGAAUACAUUGUCAACGGUAAAACUUUGCAGCAUGUUUCCUCGCAGAAAGACCUCGGAGUGACGGUUUGUUCAGAUCUCAGAUGGAACACUCAUAUUUACGAGCAAAUUACGAAAGCCAACCGCCUACUUGGUAUGCUCAAACGUUCGACUAUCAAAGUCAAAAACGUAAAUACCCGACGCUGUCUCUACCUUACACUUGUGAGAUCCCAUCUUGCUUAUGCCUCACAAGCGUGGUGUCCACAGACUAUCACCAUGUGUAUGGAGCUCGAACGCAUACAACGUAGAGCGACCAAAUUCGUACUGUCUUUACCAUUCCAAACGGACAUGCCAUACAAAACGAGACUCGCUGCGUUGAAUAUGCUACCUCUCUGUUACUGGCACGAAUAUCUUGAUAUCCUGUUCCUCUUCAAAUGCAAAUAUGGCUUGGUUAAAACUGAUAUCCUACCCGAAGAAGUGGACACUCUGACUUCAACCAUAAAUCUACGCUCUUCUAAUAACUCUCUUGUAAAAUAUAACAUUCCUAAAGUAAGAACGCUAUGUCACCAGAACAGUUAUCUUAUACGAGUAUCGCGUGUGUGGAACUGCCUACCAGACGAGCUACGGAAACCAGAACUAUCAUUGCAGAGCUUUAUUAAAUCACGUGUUAUAAACUAUUACCACUCCGCAACAUUAACCGUGUUUGACCAGGAAAUUCCGCAGACGUGGAAAUCAGUUUGUCUGAAAUGUCAUAAAGCCAGGCAGCUUACUGCAACAAUGAAAUGUUGUUCUUAAUUGAACUAGUUAUUUUGGCAAUUAUUCAAUGUAGUAUACUUCAUUUUAUCCGAUGUAGAGUUGGGUUUUUCGCCAUUUUCGUUUUAUUUAAUUUAUCGACGGAUACAGAACCUAUAUAUAUUCUCGCAUUUAUUCUGUUUGACAAUUUUGUCAUUUUGUUUUCCCAAAUUUCGAAAUUUUUACGCUCUCUCUCUACUUCGGAUGAAAAGGAUUAUACUAUAUUCUUGUUUGAUAUUUAAAUUAUAAGUUGUGAAUUUUUGUAUAAUGAUGUUUUGUAACAGGUCACUAACGUAAUUGGCUCACGCUGUGUUAGUGUUCCUGAACCGUCUUCCUGUUUGUACAUGUAUAUUUCUGUUGACGGCUGAAGUUAAUAAAUAAAUAAAUAAAUAAAAAAGGUUUAAACACAAUCAAAAAUCUAAACUGACACUAACUAAAAAUAGUAAAAAACAUAAACCGUCAUUUUGAAUACUGAUUUAUUCCCAAUUGUCCCCAUUACCGGUUUAUCUCAAAUCCGGCAAAUCCGGCCGGAAUUCCGGCCGGAAUUUUUGUCCAAAUCCGGUAAAUCUGGUUCCGGCCGGAUUUGAAAAUUCCAAAUCCGGUGCACCCCUAGUCAUAUAUAGAAUAAAAAGGUUACAUUUUAUCUAAAAUAUGAAUAUACGAUAUUUCCACUGUAGGAUAAAAGGUACUCUUCCUAUUCCUGUGUGUGUUGAUAGACGAAGUAUAACCACGAGUAGCGAACGGGACAAUGACUCUGCGGUAUUGCCACUGGACUAUUGUUUGCAAAACAGAGCUAGCUUUCGAGAAGACCGUGACAGCGACUCUCUGAAUUCAAGUCCUGGGGCCUUAAAGGAGGUUACGUCGUCCAGCAACGUCCAACAGCCCGAGAACGAUUCAACUACCGACGGUGAAAAACUGAAUGGGUACACGAAUAAAUUGGCAGAGAUACAAAAUAGUAGUCCGGCAGUGGUAUAUAGACCGAAACAGGAUAUAACGGUACAUAUAGAUACAUCUGGGACAAAUAGACACUCAAUACGCAGGAACUCUAUGGAAGAGAUCAAGAGGAUGAUGGAUAAUACUUCUGAGGAUGGCGAUGACGAUGAGAGACAUAACGGGUUCCAUUUGGAUCACGGGGAUAAAUGGCCAACGUCAUUUUGGACACAGUUUUUCGUUCUCAGUCACAGAACGUUUAAACAGUCGCUACCGAUAAUUUUAUCAAAACUAAACUUAGUACAGGUAGGUACAAAUAGUUGAAUACGCCUGACGAAACGUUUAGGGAAAUUGAAAAUGUGAAACACUUCCAUUUUGAUACACUUCCAUUUUUCUUUGAUCUUCACCCCAACACUAUUUUGCACGAAACAUGGAGGACUAACCCAACUUAGAUGAUUAUAUUAGGCAUUUAUCAUAUUAAUGUCCCCAUUCAGUGCCUUACACAGGUGACCAUCUGUUUGCUAUUUCUACUGUAUUAGAACUUGCUGUUAGCCAUCAUUAUUGGUUUAAUCUGGUUCCAAGUACCACACGAAGAGGAAUCCAUUAGUGACAGAAGAGGAUUGGUAUGUACAGUAAUCAACACGACAUUCUCAAGACUGUUCAGAAAUUUCAUUUUUGUUAAGCCUCUUUCUGCAUGCUUGUAUUUACUCAUAGCAUUUUGCAAACAUAAUUUCUAUGCCCCAUUCAUACUCGAUUACAUCAGGGCUUUCAAAACAAGAUGGCCGCUGCCGGGUGUCAUGAGGUUUAUCUUCCGGCUACUCCCUUUAAAAUCUACAUCCAUCUCGUCUUUAAACAAUGGCAAAGUGCAAGAAACAGUAAAGAUUUCUGUUAUCUGUAUACUGAUUGUAUUCACUAUUUUUAAUUUCAGCUUUUCUUCUUUAUUACUUAUUGGAGUUUCAACCCUCUAUUUCACGCAUUGCUCACGUGUAAGUAUGGAAUGGCAGCAGCUUAACUAAACGAAAAGUUCUCACUCCACACUGGAUUGCUUUUCGUUUCUAAAGUGUCCUUACUAUAAACCGUAAUUAAUUUUCAUUCGUUAUUGAUCUAGUCGCAGGAGAUCCAGGCUCUAUUUGCCCGCGCCCUCAAGGAAGUUGCAGGCGGGCGCGGGCAAGUAGAGCCUGGGUCUCCUGUGAUUUGGUGCAACUACAGUACAGGCGGAAACCUUAACAAAAGCGCUGUAGCACGGAAUAGCACUUGGAACCAUUAGUCAUGUGCUUUUGUUUUCUUGCAGUUCCAUCGGAAGAAGUGAUCAUCCGCAAAGAACGCUCUGCCGGAAGCUACCGUCUGUCUGCGUAUUAUUUUGGCAAAUGUUUGAGCGAGGUCCCAUUGGUUGUCUGUUAUCCAAUCGUAUUUUUGUUUGUGUUUUAUUGGUUGUGCGGUCUCAAUCCAAGUGUUGCCUUUCUUGGACAAGCUUUGACUCUGAUCAUCAAUGCAAUCUUAGCUCAGGUAUUACAUUGGUAAAUUGGUUGUCACAGGUUCACUGUCUACUGACAUUUGCCCCCAAUCUCGUUCCCCGAGCCUGCGAUCCUCAGGAAGGAACGCGAGACUCUGGGAUAAACCGUUUCAGGGAGGAAUCUGAUUGGCCGUUGAAAUGAAAUGCGUAGUUCAAUCUUAGCCAGGAUUCCUGGCUUCCGGCAACGGAUUAUCCCAGAGCCUCGCGUUCCUUCCCGAGGAUCGCAGGCUCGGGGAACGAGAUUGCAUUUGCCCCCGACUGUAACUGACAUUUCACAGAAUGAGUACGGCCGGAAUCAUCAAAUAAUUUUAAAGUGUUCCUUGAGUAAAUAGAGCAUAGUUGAGGAAACGUUUCGUCUCGAAGAAGACAACCUUUUCUGGCAAACCGCUUUCCGGGAAUUUUCCGAUUCGACCAAAUAUGUGUGUUCCAUUUUCAUUCUAUUCGAAAUUACCUGGAUUUCUGUGUAAAUGAUAGACAACCCAGACAAUCCAAUACCUCGACUAACACUAUAAUUGUCAUUUUAGUCUAUUGGUCUAGCUAUUGGUGCCACAGUAAUGUCAUUUAACAAAGGAAUUGUGGUUGCUGCCGUCUCCAUGUUGGCUUGUAUGCUUCUGGGAGGUUUCUACACAAGAGGAGUACCGUUCUGGUUGAAAUGGGUUCGUUACAUCUCAUUUCUCACUUACUCGUAUGAGAAUUGUCUCAUUAUGGAAUUCACUGGCAUUAAAGAUCACAGGUUAGAAAUGUGUGCAAUGUGAAGCGGACUAAAAACUGCUCUAACAGCAACAACAGCAACUGAAAAAACAGCAACAACAACAACACCAACACCACCACCAACAACAACAACAACAACAGCAACAGCAACAGCAACAACAGCAACAACAGCAACAACAACAACAACAGCAACAACAACAACAACAACAGCAACAACAACAACAACAGCAACAAUAGCAACAACAACAACAGUACCAACAACGACGACUACAACAACGCAUACAACAACUACAACAACAACAACAACUACAAUACCAAUAGUAGCAAUUAUGUUUCAAAUUAUAGUUAAUUAGGUAAAUCUGUUAUAUGGCAAUUUUCUUACUAAUUUCUUACUGAUUAUUUAGUUGUGCUGAAAGAACGAGCUAUGUAGAGUGCAAGAACAACGCUACUGUCAUCACGGGCAGUCAAAUUUUGGAACAUUUUAAUAUCUCGAGAACAUACGGCGAAAACCUCGCAAUUCUAGUUGUAUUUAUUGUUGUAUUUCGAGCGAUUGGAUAUUGUUCAUUAAGGUUCUUACAUAAACCCAAAUAA